AUGAGAUUAAAAAAAUAUGAGAAUACUAUACAAUAUCUAAAUUUAGCACUUUCCACUUGUCCUAAGAAACCAUUUCUCUCAAGAAUAAAGGUAUUUAAUUAUUUGAUUGUAGAGUGCUGCUUAUAUUGAGGCAUUUAUCAUUUUCAUUGUAGAAUGUUAAGGAAAUAUUAAAAAGCUCUGA
Paramecium pentaurelia is the source of this 181-nucleotide messenger RNA. Lineage: Eukaryota; Ciliophora; Oligohymenophorea; Peniculida; Parameciidae. The record is from the annotation of a GenBank genome assembly.